Messenger RNA from Baudoinia panamericana UAMH 10762, 1482 nucleotides. RefSeq lists its product as uncharacterized. Lineage: Eukaryota; Fungi; Ascomycota; Dothideomycetes; Mycosphaerellales; Teratosphaeriaceae. Bases 1 to 1482 code for a protein of 493 amino acids. Gene Ontology annotation, biological process: lipid metabolic process. The record is from RefSeq and is a predicted model, not a curated record. The transcript has 2 exons. Gene Ontology annotation, molecular function: oxidoreductase activity, acting on paired donors, with oxidation of a pair of donors resulting in the reduction of molecular oxygen to two molecules of water.
AUGAGCACCGCGCUGCCGCCUCGAGCGGCGCUCAGACGAAACAUUACCGACAUCACUGUCGACUCGGUACCGUCCACCUCGGCAAGUUCGACAACAAGCUCACCCGGCGACUCUCCCAUUGCUUCAGCAUCGUCAACCUCACUGUCGUCUCUCGGUUCAGUGGAAGAGUUCCAGCAAGAGCCAAAGCAGAAGCUCUUCGACACCUACGGCAACGAGUUCACGCUACCCGACUACACCAUCAAGGACAUCAGAGAUGCCAUCCCCAAACAUUGCUUCGAGCGAUCAGCCGUGCGCGGUCUAUCUUACGUUGCUCGGGACAUUGCGUGCUUGGCAACCACCUUCUACGCCUUCAACACCUUCUGCACGCCCGAGUACGUGCCAUCCUACCCACUCCGCGCAUUGCUAUGGACUGGCUACACGUUCCUCCAAGGUCUAUUCGGUACAGGCAUUUGGGUGAUUGCGCACGAGUGUGGCCACCAGUCCUUCUCACCCAGCAAAACGAUCAAUGACACCGUCGGCUGGAUCCUGCACUCUGCUCUCCUUGUGCCAUACUUCAGCUGGAAGAUCAGCCACGGCAAGCACCACAAGGCUACCGGGAACAUGGAGCGCGACAUGGUGUUCAUGCCGCGUACCCGUGAAGAGCACGCGACUCGCAUGGGCUAUGUCAUGGAGGAGAUGCACGAGCUAUUGGAGGACACACCGCUCUAUACUGCAACCAUGCUCAUCGGGCAGCAGCUGGUCGGCUGGCCGUACUACAUCGCGGCGAAUGUGACAGGUCACAACCACCACGAAAAGCAGAUCGAGGGUAAGGGUAUUGGUAAGAGGAACGGAGACUUCUCGGUCAACCACUUCCUGCCAAGCAGCCCAUUGUACGAACGCAAGGAUGAGCAUCUGAUCCUGCUCUCUGAUCUCGGCCUCCUAAUCACCGGCUGCGUCCUGUACCUUGUUGGUAGCACCUACGGUUGGAUGAACCUCCUGGUCUGGUACGGCUUUCCGUAUCUGUGGGUGAACCACUGGCUAGUCGCCAUCACCUUCCUCCAACACACCGACCCGUCCCUCCCACACUACACUGGCGAAGCCUGGAACUUCGCCCGCGGCGCCGCAGCCACGAUCGAUCGCGAAUUCGGCUUCAUCGGUCGCCAGCUCCUUCACGGCAUCAUCGAGACCCACGUGCUCCACCACUACGUCUCGACCAUCCCCUUCUACCACGCCGACGAGGCCACGGAGGCCAUCAAGCCCAUAAUGGGCCAGCACUACCGCUCCGACACCCGCGGCGGUUCGCUUGGCUUCAUCCGGGCCAUGUGGAACAGCGCGCGAUGGUGCCAGUGGGUUGAGCCGAUGGAAAAUGCCAAGGGCGAGAACGCGCAGGUGCUCUUCUUCCGCAACAGGAAUGGCCUUGGUCUUGCGCCGGCGAAGCUGUCGGCCCGGGGCCAGGAGAAGAGCAGGAGGGUUGUCAUGGUUGAGGCCGACGAUUCGGAGUAA